AUGCCCCGCAAGACGAUGUUCGUGGCUUUAAGAGAUUUGUCCACAAAAGACUGUGUGCUUGCCGUAGCUGUGACGCACUGGAUCUUCAACCGCCGAGAGCCCGCUGAUCCACGGAUCCUUUUUGUUUUGCUGCUUCUCGUUCCCGCUGCGACAUCGCUGUUACUUUUUCUGCACUACGGGACGAUCCUUGGAACCGUCCUCGCGUUUUCAAUCUACCAUGCCUCUCUCAUCUUCUCGGUCGUCCUCUAUCGUACCUCACCCUUCCACCCACUCGCACGUUAUCCAGGCCCAUUCUUGGCCAAGGUAACCAGAUUAUAUUGGACACGCAUCGCACUUGCAGGGCGCCAGCACAUCGAGAUAGGGCGCCUCUUUGACAAGUACGGCGACGCUGUCCGAAUUGGCCCGAACGAAGUUCACUUCCGCGAUGUUUCCGUCAUGCAAGCUAUGUUGGGCUCCAAAGGGAUGCCCAAGGGUCCCAUGUGGGAAGGCCGCGCUCUCAAAACGCCAAUUCUUCCUCUUGUGGGCCUCCGAGACAACACAACCCACUCGCGCCGGCGCAAGCCAUGGAACCGCGCGUUCAGCUCGGCUGCGCUCAAGAAUUACGUGCCCGUGAUGGCAAAGCGCGGCUCCCAGUUCGUCGAGCUACUCGCAGAGAGGAGAGAGGUCGACUUCGUGCACUGCGUGCACAUGUUCACAUUUGAUUUCAUGGCUGAUGCUCUGUUCGGUGGGGGCUCAGAAGUCAUGAAGGACGACGACAAGGAUGGUAUGGCCCGUUCGGUAAAAACAUCUUUUCUAGAUUCGCAAAUAUAUGAACACCUCCCUUGGCUCGCAUCUCUCGCUCGCCAUAUCCCGGGCGUAGGCGAAAAAAUCAAGCGUUUCAGAGCGAUGUGCACGCAACGCGGUAUUUCAAGGCUCGAGAAAGGAUCUAGCACGAAGGAUCUGUUCUACUGGCUGAGCAACGAGGACGGAAGUGAGAAAGAAAACCCGUCUAGGUCUCUGAUCCUCUCGGACUCCGCGCUGGCUAUUAUCGCCGGGUCCGAUACGACUGCUACUGUGCUGAGUAUCCUUGUAUACUGUCUGCUCGCGCAUCCGGAAACAUACGAGCGGUUGCAAGCAGAGGUCGACAAGUUCUACCCUUCAGAAGAAGACUCACUCGACCCGAAGCACUUUUCAAAGAUGCCUUACCUCGAAGCCGUGAUAAAUGAGACGAUGCGCCUCUAUCCUGUUCUUCCGAGCGGCAGCCAACGAUCCCCGGAGCGCGGCUCUGGUGGUUUCUUUGCAAGCCAACACUUCAUUCCCGAAUGGACCUCCGUCCGCAUCCCGAUAUGGUGCCUGCACCGCGACCCGCGCAACUUCACGCGGCCGGACGAGUUCUGGCCCGAGCGGUGGCUCAUCAUGGAUGGCCUCGAGCCGCACUCUGAAGUGCUCACGCACGACAUGAACGCAUUUGUGCCGUUCUCGUUCGGCCCGCGGAACUGCGUCGGCAAGAACCUCGCGAUGCUUGAGAUGAAAGUUGUCGCAGUGCACAUGCUCCAGCGGUUACAGCUGCGGUUCCGCAAGGACUUCGACCCUACGCGCUGGGAGCACGUCAUGGAGGAUAGGUUUAACCUCCUAGUGGCGGAGCUGCCAAUUGUCGUUGAGCGAAGGUUCUAAGACGAUGGGACGGCGUUCCCUACAUAUAAAGCUGCAUAUAUGCGCGCUAAUUAUGGAGUUAUAGUAUGGUUAGCGACACAGUGCUACAUAUUCUUUCACGCGGCAAAGAAAAAAUUCACAACCAGUUUCAUAUCACAAUAAAUACAUUCGUUUAUUGCUUUUCUCCCCUCUUUUCUCCUCUCGCGUAAUCCCGCACUGUCUCUUCCCUUCACGAGAGUAGAGACGACCCUUAAAAAAUUAUCCGGAUAUCCUGUUACCGAUUACCAAUCCUCUGAACCAAAAGCUGACGACGUUACUCAGCAUCUGUUUAGGCGGCCGCAGCGGGCGGGGCUGUCAUGGGCGAGGCAGGCUGCAUGUUAGGGAAGAAGCCCGGCGGGGGCGGGGGCCGCAUGGGCAUGCCAGUCGGACCGAAGUGGUGGUGAUGGUGAUGAUGAUGAUGCGGCGGGGGAGGCGAGGGCGUUCGAUGUUCGUGUGCAUGGUGCCCAGGCCCAUGUGCACGGUGUUCGUGUGCAUGGUGUCCGCCCCUGCCCCCACCGCGUCCGCGGGUGAAGCCGCCACGGAUACGACCGCGGUAAUCGUGGAAGAUGCCGAACAUAUGCGGCGGUGGGCCGGCGGGCGAGUCGGUCGGCGGGAUGAACGGAGAGGACAUGGGCCCGAAGCCACGGCCACGGCCGCGCGGGUCGAAGCGGAAGGCACCGCGCAUGAAGCCGUGGUGGCCAUGGUGGUGCCCGUGGAGAUUGUAU
This is a messenger RNA of Phanerochaete carnosa HHB-10118-sp, 2396 nucleotides long. RefSeq lists its product as uncharacterized. The transcript is spliced from 9 exons. Gene Ontology annotation, molecular function: heme binding; iron ion binding; monooxygenase activity. The record is from RefSeq and is a predicted model, not a curated record. Lineage: Eukaryota; Fungi; Basidiomycota; Agaricomycetes; Polyporales; Phanerochaetaceae. The coding region runs from base 1 to 1653 and encodes 550 amino acids.